GUGACGUCAGGUAAGCUGAUCACUGCUGUACCCAAGGAGAAAAAUGUCGCUGACAAGCUGCCGAAGGAUGGACGCUGUAUUCUCCGCAGCGUUUCUUCUCUGUUCUCUUGUGACAAACGGUGUUCGUGGAGACAGUCUCACUGUACUUCAGGCUCCACAGUUUGUGUCCUUCCAGAAAGGGGACUGGCCCAUCUCUGGAGAGAAGAUCCCAGACCUGGUGGCUUUAACUAUGGGAUUCUCUGUUCAGGAGGACCUGUCCUGGCCAGGCCUUAAGGCUGGUCCACUGUUCCAGCGUCCCCGGGCCAACGUGCUGGUGGUGGUGAGAGGAGCUGACAGCUUGGACCUGCCCCAGAGCGUGGCCUCCUACCCCCUGGAGAAUCCUGUACCCUUCACACUGGAUAGUGUUGCAGAAACUGUACACUCUCUGUUUGCUGAAGACACCCCUGUAGUGCUGCAGCUGGCCCCCAGUGAGGAGAGGUUGUAUAUGCUGGGAAAGGCCAAUGCUGUGUUUGAGGACCUUCCAGUCACACUGCAGCAGAUCCGUGCCCGUCUGUCCCAGGAUGGCUCCGUGCUGGCCUCCCUGCCUCUUAACUCCCUCAGCAGAAACGUAGAGGCUGAUCUGCUCUUUCUGUCUGAGGUCCAAGUUCUGCAUGAUAUCACAGCUCUGCUGCUGAGGCACAAACAUUUGGCGAAGGAUCAUUCCCCUGAUCUUUACUCCCUGGAGCUGUCUGGUCUGGAGGAGCUCAGCAGAGUCUAUGGCAAAGACUCUCCUCAGUACCGCGAUGCUAUUGCCAUUCUUGCCUCUGUGCUGCAGAAAUUUGCAGAGGACGUGUAUGGCCUCUAUAGCAACAGUGCCGUGGUGGAGGUUGUCACAGUUAAGACCUUCGAGGCUCCUUUGACCAGGAAGUCCCGUUCAAUCCUGGAAUCAAAACAGAUUGGUAACCGUGGCAGCCCAUACAACCUGGCCUACAAAUACAACUUCCACUACGCUGUAGUCUUCAACAUUGUUCUGUGGCUUAUGAUCGCUCUGGCCCUCGCCGUCAUCGCCAUCGCUUACAACCUGUGGAACAUGGACCCAGGAUACGACAGCAUCAUCUACAGGAUGACCAAUCAGAAGAUCAGGAUGGACUGAGUCCUCCUGCCCAUCAAACACUCCUGCUGCCCCCCUAGGUCCCUCUAGUGAAGGUUUGUGUUUUGUGUGAGGUUGUGUUUAGUGAAAAAUACUGUGAGGGCUUGAUGGGAGGAAGGAAAUAACUCUGAAUCAUCUUUGUUUACAACACUAGUGUGAUAAUGAACAAAUUAUUUAACAUUUCAGAAAUGGUUAUCAGAUUUUCCUAAAUGAAGCGGUUCAGUAUGAUCCUCUGGUGAAACGCAUUCAGACUUCCUCCCUUCAAACUCACAUCAUUCCUUCCAACUUAAACUCCUCACUAACGUUUGUUUUGCCCUUGUUGAUUGCAAUUGUGUUUUUUUAUUGUAAAAAACUGUUGUAAUGUUUUGAAAGAAUGAGGUUUGUCUGGUGCCUGAGUGAAGUUAUUGUGCUUGUCUUGCUCUGUGAAAAUGUUUUAAGUUAAAUGAAAUCUAUGUGUAUAUAUUGAAUAUACAAAUGCAACUUUAUGAGAAACUGCUGUACUCUUAUUGUGAAAAGAUUUGUGCUGCGUUGAUUCCAGGUAGGAUUCACCCUGCUUCAAAUGUUAAAUGCAUAUUGGAUUACAUCAUAACUUGAUGCUGAAGUUGGUUGUUGUGAUUGGUUUAGGAUAAAUGAAGCUCUGUAAAUUGCAAUAAACUGUCUGACAAUAAAUUAUUACAUGGA
Cheilinus undulatus (humphead wrasse) is the source of this 1810-nucleotide messenger RNA. RefSeq names its product ATPase H+ transporting accessory protein 2 (gene atp6ap2). NCBI's taxonomy places the organism in Eukaryota, Metazoa, Chordata, Actinopteri, Labriformes, Labridae. Gene Ontology annotation, molecular function: signaling receptor activity. The record is from RefSeq and is a predicted model, not a curated record. Bases 44 to 1132 code for a protein of 362 amino acids. Gene Ontology annotation, biological process: positive regulation of Wnt signaling pathway. The transcript has 9 exons. Gene Ontology annotation, cellular component: external side of plasma membrane; membrane.